Molecule: messenger RNA, 1731 nt
Organism: Helianthus annuus (common sunflower)
Lineage: Eukaryota; Viridiplantae; Streptophyta; Magnoliopsida; Asterales; Asteraceae
Exons: 2
Coding region: 132-1532 (466 amino acids)
Biological process (GO): cell-cell adhesion
Molecular function (GO): protein binding
Source: RefSeq, a predicted model, not a curated record
ACACACAAUCCACAUUAUUUUCCACCAUCAUAUUCUCUAUUCCUUAUUCAAUGCUACCUUUCCUUGAACUAGUCCCAGUCCACCCUCUUAUCUCCAAACUCCACCGUCACAACCACCACUAACCCACCGUGAUGAACAACAUACCUCUAAUCGCCGUGGCGGUAGCCUCCACCGGAAUAUUCCUCCUCCUCCUCUUCUACCUCACAAGAUUCUUCUGCCACCACUCCAAAAACCAACAACAACAACCAAUCCAACGUGCAACUUCUUUACAAAACGGCAUCCUUAAACUCCACCAACAACAAAACACUCCCAACAACAAAAGACGAACAAAUUAUUAUGUUCUCCCACGUGGCGUUUCCUCCAAACCUUAUUUUAACUGGUCUGACAACCCUAAUCUUGUCACAGAUGCUGUCGAAAACGGAUGGUCAAGAUUUGCUUUCACCAACUUCUCAUCCUCACCUUCCGUUUCCAACAAAUCUAUUCUCGGUUACUGCGGUUCGACCGGUGAUGGAAAAGAUGGAGACAAUAAACCGGUUGAAACCGGUUGGGAAGUUUGUGAUGGGUCAACCGAGUUUGUUCAAAAGAUCCGGUUUAACUCCGGUUUGAUGAAAGUUGUUCCAACGACCAGGUUAACGAUGAAUGCGGUUUCUGUUAUUAAGUCCGCGUUGCCGUUACCCGGUCCAGUUUUGAAUACAACUCCGUUUCCACAAGAAGCGUAUUUCGAGAUUACGAUUUUGUCCACUUAUGAAAAUGAAAUGACGGUUUUGCCCUUGAGGGUAAAUUCGGAAGGUGAAAAGAUUAAGUUGAUUGAGAAUAAUAAUAAUCCGGGUGAGUCUUUGGUUCAUGUGAAAAGUGAUGGUGGAAAUGUGAGGGGGCGAAGUGGUGGGAAGGAGAUAGUUGAAGGGGGGAAAGUGGAAGUAAAUGUUGUGUUAUCGGUGGGGCUGGCCGGUGGUGGACCGGUUCCAUUGAAGAUUCCCGGAAGUUAUCCCGGUUCGAUUGGGUUCAACUCCGACGGCUCGGUUUAUCUAGAAGGAGUUAAAUUGACAAAUGAGUUAGAAACAGACGAAUGGGGAAAAGCGGAGAAGGUGAUUGGUUGUGGGUACAACCCAAGCCAGAAGAAAGUUUACUUCACCGUAGAUUCCAAACUUGUACGCGAAGUUUAUUGCACGACAGAAGAAUUCGAAACCCCUCUUUAUCCAAUACUUGCCGCUAAUAGUAACGUAACCGUACUUGUAAAUUUCGGACAAAGUGUAUUCAAAUAUGCACAAGCUAAUCUACAUAGGACACCAAAUCCUUGUUUUAUUGGGCAGUCAGCGGGUUCUCCGAUGAUAGGAUCUGAAGAUAGCAGAGAGCUUUUCUCGAUGGGAAGAAUAGACGCACACUGGUUAGACCGAUCUACAAAGAGAAACGCACAAUAUUUUGGGAGUGUUAAUAGAGGAACGUCUGACUAUGACGAAUUUUCUGAAGGGGAUUUGUUUGAAAUCGUGUUGGACAGUAAUAGUCGAGGAAGAUCACCAAGCAUACAUUAUUAGCAUACAUACUUGCAUAUAUUAUCUUUUUUCUUAGUUGGUUAGGUGUAUAUUGAUUUGUUGUAGGUUAACAUUGAUUUCUAGCUAUUCCCAUUUCAUGAGGACUUAAUAAAAAGUGGGAAUGAGAGACUCGGCCCUACAAAUCUGUCGUAUGCUUGUUUCGCUUGGCUUAAAAAUGACAUACGCGAUGGUUUUGACAUUA